AUGUUCCUCGUCGGGAACGAUCUCGCAGGAAACACCUAUUGGGAGUUCAAGGAUUCGCUCAAGCCCGGUCGGUUGCGGCGCAUUGUGAAGGCCAGUCCGAAGAUACACUACGCCGACGUCAAAGUCCCGCUUGUGGAUGGAUGGACAGCACAAUGGCAUCAGUGGCUUCGAUACGUCCGGCCUGAGCCGCCGAGCAUUGAAGAACAGCAGAAUGAACUCCUUCGGCAGCAGCGGAUCAAAUACCUUGCGCAGCAGGCGGACGAACGGUGGGCAAGCAAGCCGUCCGUCCUCGAUAAACCGGCACAGCAGGGUGCUCCAGCUCUCCAAUCACAGCAGCCGUCCUACCACACUACAAGACAGGAUACUGGCGCCGGCACAGCAGAGGUACUGCAGGAACAACAGCCGGAUGCAAAGGGAGGCAAGAAGGUCAAAAAUCCAUGGGACAGGGCCGCAGGCGGGCCCAGCGAGAACUGGCAGCCUGAGUCAUGGACCCCCAACGUCUCGAAGAGAUGA
Molecule: messenger RNA, 513 nt
Organism: Trichophyton benhamiae CBS 112371
Lineage: Eukaryota; Fungi; Ascomycota; Eurotiomycetes; Onygenales; Arthrodermataceae
Exons: 3
Coding region: 1-513 (170 amino acids)
Biological process (GO): mitochondrial respiratory chain complex I assembly
Cellular component (GO): membrane
Source: RefSeq, a predicted model, not a curated record